AUGGGUCCCAAAAUGCCUCGCAGAGAUCAGGAGCCCAUGUACCCCAAAUAUUGUCGCCUGAUGCUCAUCCUCUUUAAACCCUGGAGAUCUAUAUCUGAUCUGAAACAAACAAUGCAGUCAUGGACUGAAAGCUUUGAAUCGUUUAAACACACCUGCAAUGACAAGGUUAUCGCCAUCUUAAACAACAUGCAAAUUUUGCAUGAGUGCAAGGACAGCCGAGAUGAU
This is a messenger RNA of Suillus paluster, 225 nucleotides long. RefSeq lists its product as uncharacterized. The annotation marks the transcript as partial. The record is from RefSeq and is a predicted model, not a curated record. NCBI's taxonomy places the organism in Eukaryota, Fungi, Basidiomycota, Agaricomycetes, Boletales, Suillaceae. The transcript has a single exon.